CGAAAAAGAGUUCAAAGCGCAGAGAACAAGAAGUCGCAGCAGCCCACUCCGAGACGACUGCAACCGCUGCGCAGCGUGAACCGACAAUGCUGGCGAUGGAGAGAUCCGUGAGGUUCGCCUUAGUGCUGGUAGCCAUCUCCGUGCUCAUUUCCUACCACCCCACAGAAGCGUGGUACAAGCAAGCGACCGGUCCAAGCUACUAUUCUGUCGGCAGAGCCUCGGGUUUGCUGUCCGGCAUCCGGAGAUCACCGUACAUUAGACGGUCUGAGCCCGAGUCAGUUCUGGAUAGUGGAGAGCCAGCAGGGAACAGCGUUCCUGAGCUGGGAAGCCGCCAGACUUCCAUCCUGAAAACUAUGGCGAUCUGUGUGAAAGACAUCUCCCCGAACCUGCAGAGCUGCGCGCUGCUUCAGGACGGCUCCAGCACGUUUCAGUGCAAAGCGGACGUGCUUCUCACGCUCGACUCACAGGACUGUGCGAGCGCCUGAGCUCCUCUCUGUCCCGGGAGUUUUACAUCCGCGACACGGAGCGUGACGGACCGAUGACACUGAAUGUUUCUCAUUUUACACGACAAAAAAACCCAAAGUGUGUGACAGAUGUCAUUUCUGUUUGAUCCCCGUGCCGCGCCAGCCCAUCAACUGUCCUUCUGUAC
Molecule: messenger RNA, 649 nt
Organism: Megalops cyprinoides (Indo-Pacific tarpon)
Lineage: Eukaryota; Metazoa; Chordata; Actinopteri; Elopiformes; Megalopidae
Gene: npb
Product: neuropeptide B
Exons: 2
Coding region: 87-485 (132 amino acids)
Biological process (GO): G protein-coupled receptor signaling pathway; feeding behavior
Molecular function (GO): G protein-coupled receptor binding
Source: RefSeq, a predicted model, not a curated record